AAAGCACCCAUCAGUUGUCUGGUAACAGAGCACACAGACAGACGCAAGUUCUAGGGAUUUCUGUUCGCUCAGAUUCUCCGAGUCGACUCGGUUAGGGUUAACAAACUUUAAUUCUUUGUUGUAAUUUUUUCAGUUGAUCUAUGGUUCAGUUGAUGAAUACCGGAAAAUCUUCGCCGGAAUCGGGUUCCGGUGGCCGGAAAAUGUUUCCGGUGAAGAUGGAGGUGGAGGAUUCAUUGGAAGACCAACACGGCCCGCUCAACAAGCGAUCUAAGCUCUCUUCUUCUCUUCAGCAGUGUGAUAUGGGAUCUGUUAGUUUCCCAAUACCACCAUCUCAAUACAAUCCACUGGAUGAGCCUAGCCCGUUGGGCUUGCGGCUCAAGAAAACCCCAUCACUUUUGGACUUGAUCCAAAUGACGCUUGCGAAAGGAAAUUCUUCUAAGGUUGGAAUUCAUGCCAAGAAAGAGCACAAGGGUACCACUGCUUCUGAUAAGCUCAAGGCUUCGAAUUUCCCAGCUUCAUUUCUCAGAAUCGGGACCUGGGAGUACAAAUCAAGAUACGAAGGAGAUUUGGUUGGGAAGUGUUACUUUGCAAAGCAUAAGCUUGUGUGGGAAGUCCUUGAUGGCGGUUUGAAGAAUAAGAUCGAAAUUCAGUGGUCUGAUAUUGUGGCUUUGAAGGCAAAUUACCCGGAUGAUGGACCUGGGACUUUGGACGUUGUGCUUGCUAGGCAACCUCUGUUCUUCAGGGAGACCAAUCCGCAACCCAGAAAGCAUACCUUAUGGCAAGCAACAUCAGAUUUUACUGGUGGACAGGCAACGAUAAAUAGGCGUCAUUUUCUGCAGUGCCCUCAAGGAUUGUUAGGAAAGCAUUUUGAAAAGCUUAUGCAAUGUGAUCCUCGCCUUAACUUUCUGAGUCAGCAAGGAGAAAUAGUUUUAGAAUCACCAUACUUUGAACCAAGAGUUUCUGUGUUUGACGACACAGAUGAACCAAACCAUGGGAUUGAUUUGAAUGGUGAGGAGGGGCAGAAUUAUCUUGAUUUGCGGGAUGCUACAUCACCAUCUGGAGGUCUGUCUUCCCCCUUGUCCGAUGACCGGCAAGAUCUUCUCGGUAGACCUGCAGAAAGAUUUCCCCUUGAAACACCUUCACCUAGCUCAGUAAUGGACACACAUGCUAUCGAAGAAAUCAGGAACAGCAGAUUCGAAGAACUCAAGGGGCUUAUUGAUCAAGAUCAAAUAAAAGUGCCUGGGCUCCACUCCUCUAUGUCAAUGAGUGACCUAGUGAGCCACAUCGAACAUCGAAUCUCAGAGCAGAGAACAUCCAACAAUUUCACCCUUUCUGCAGAAGAGCGAGAAAGCCUGGAGAUCCUGGAGGAGAUUAGCCACUUCUUAUUCAGCGAUUCUCAAUAUGCCUCAACUUCUGACGAGCAAUGCAUCAUGUCAAGAGUCAAUUCCCUCUGCUGCCUUCUUCAGAAGGAUCCUAUGACAGCCCAAAACUCGCAGGUUAAUAAAGGUGAUAGCAGUACUGGCGUAAUGGUUGACAAGAGAACAGGUGAACCACACUCAGGUAAAAACAAGGUUGGGGAGGAUUUUGUCAUGCCAGAUGGUGAAUCUAACUCUGAUUCCAAGCAGGGUCCUGCCAUGACAAGGAAGGACUCAGUUGGGGAGCUGCUGCUUAAUCUUCCAAGGAUAGCGUCUCUACCGCGGUUCUUGUUUAACAUAUCUGAAGAUUUUGACAAUCAAGCCAGAUAGUGAUUUUCUUUUUAACCUGAAAAAGAAAAAAAAUGUGAAAAGCACGUGUCCGAAAGGUUCUCUUCUCUCCUGGAUUGUAAAUACAGCAUUUCAUUGCAAGUUGUGCUAAAUUCUGUGAUAAGUUUAGGGAUUCAGAGAUGGACAUUGAUGAAGAAUCCUGACAUGCUUUAUUUUGGAAGCUGGUCUUUCUGGUUUUCAUUCAAAUGUAGUCCUUUUAAAACAUUACUCAUUGUGAAUACACAUCUCUGUUGUGGUACUUUACUAA
Molecule: messenger RNA, 2010 nt
Organism: Rhododendron vialii
Lineage: Eukaryota; Viridiplantae; Streptophyta; Magnoliopsida; Ericales; Ericaceae
Exons: 6
Coding region: 141-1745 (534 amino acids)
Source: RefSeq, a predicted model, not a curated record